GAGCUGCCAGGGAUGAGAUAAGAGGGCAGAACAUCAAUAUGGCAGCGUCCGUUCUCCCGCAGUCAACCAGUUGCCCGUUGCAUAUGCUUUCCACGCUGAGCAAAUCUUUUCCUCAGAUUCCCAGCCCAAGAAGGAGGCAUCGUGGAGGAAGAGACGGAAGCAGCUGGAACACAGCCAGCCUGAUUGGCAAUGACUGGAGCUCUUACAGUUUGUCUUCAUCUACCAGCCACAUGCUGCUCAGAUCCCCGGUGGGUUCUACUAGCGGCCUUCCCACCCCAGAUGACACCCCCCAGUCCCUUUUCUUGAGUAUGCGUACGUCUGACAGAGCGGUUCUGACGGUCAGCACCAAGACUACCCAGAUUUUAAUGGCAAAUGACAAAGCCGGCAGCCUCUUUGGUUACAGCAGUCCUGAGCUGAUCGGGAUGAGUCUGUCUGCAUUAAUCCCCACUUCCAGCCAUAGAAUUUGUGAAGAGCUGGAAGAGGAGCUGGCGGAGACGGACAGACUUUUGCAUACACCCGGUGAAGUGGUUGAAGCUGUGUGCCGCGGAGGAGAGAUAACAAUGUUGCGCAUGUGGAUCCGUAGAUUUAAAAAGCAGUGUCUGCUGUUUCUUGAGAAAGUCCAGAGAAUCGCAACAACGCUAUCCUUCCAACAGGAUGGAAGAAUUUUGUCUUGUGAUCCCACGUGUGCACGGCUGUAUGGAUACAUGGAUCCCGAAGAAGUUGUAGGACAUCAUGUAACAGAUUUAUUGCCUUCCAUUCAGAUUCCACUCCCCGGAAAAAAGAUGCCGCAGAGCAUGAGGCAGCAGAGAGUAGUGGGCAUGACAAGAGAUGGAGCCACUUUCCCACUUAGCUUGACUUUGGCAGAGGGUGGCUUAGAAGGCACACGCAGGGUAGAAGAAUACCAUGCCAGCCUCUGUGUCCUGUCUUCUAUCAGCGGCGUAAUCACACUGCAUUCAGAUGGAUCUAUCCGAGGAAUAAACGGUAGUUUUUCUACCACCCUGUUUGGAUACGACAGAGCGCAGCUUUUAAGCAAAAGCAUCACUUUCCUGAUUCCUGGAUUUUAUCACUACAUGCAGAGUAUAGGAAGGGAGCAUUCGCCACUAUUGACCCCUCCAAAAGAACCCUUACCCAGGGCCAGAUCACAUGACCUCACCUUAAGCGAUGCUACAAAGAAACCUUUCCAUAUAGAUGCGUUCCAGGAUCUGCUGGGUGCUGCGGAUGAUUUCCCGCACGCCGGUUACCAUCUUAUACUGACUCCGCCAACUCCAUCUACACGGACUCCUGUAAGCCUGCAGAAAACUGCUUCUUCAUACCCUGCAGACUAUCACACCUCGGCUGCGCAUGCAUGCUGCCUCUCCCUUGGGACCCCUACAGAAGAUGAGCCGUGGGAGGGUGGCUUUGGACCGGGGAAAUGCUCAAUGCAUGCCCUUCUACCUAGAACGGACACCGAGUCGGAUUUAACUCCGCUCACCCACUGCUUUAGAAGCAUGGCUUUAACCGGAUGUCGGGAGAAUGAGGAGGCGCCUCGUAUGAAUCAGUCUGUCCGUUCUCCCUCGGCUUCUCCUGCGGGAGACCAAUGCAACUCCUCUGCAGCUUCAACCUCUUCGCAGACUUCUGAUCUCAACAAAAUACACCUUCCUUCGUCCUUAAAUGACCUUCCUCCUGUCACAACUCAGGUCGAACCUUUGCCAAACCGUCCAGCAAUGAUGCCUGCAAACAAUGAUUUUACUGCAGACCCAACUGCCCCCGAUCCCAGCAAUGCUACAUCUGAUGAAGAAACUUCUGAAAGAUUAAAUGGUUCUUACACGCCCCAACCUAUUAGCUCGCCUCCAAACGCAGCAUCGGAUCCUUCGUCACAUGAACAGAGCGCUGUAUCCUGUUUAAUUGUACCUGGGACCACCGCCACAAAUCUCACAUUUGCUAAUAACAGACCUCUGAGCCCACGGUCCACUCACACUUGCCCAGGUACGGAGCUGGAGUUACACCUCAAUCCAAUUGGCGUGGAUGUGGAGGGCAGUGGCCCGUCUGGGGCCGAGGAAGAGGUAGAGAGGCCUCCAGAGCAAGUCUUUUCCUGUGUGACGUCUACUCCUAUAAAGAAUGGAGGUGACCUUUCUUCAGACUUGGAUUGUUCUGCAUCACGCCGCGCUCAUACUAUGGAGCUCCGAGUCCCCUCGAUGAAUGAUGAAGUCCGAGAAGGAAAGUACUCCGGCUGCUGCUAUCACAAGGACGGCUCCAGGCUGUCCGUUCAGUUCCAGGUGCAGCGCGUGUCCGUUGACGGCGUCCCCGUGUUCCACGUCUGGGUGUUUAAAGAUCUGCUGCAGAGCCAGAAAGAGGCCGUGGCCAGGACCCGUCUGCUGCUGUCCAGCCUGGCAGAUUCUUCUCACUCCCUCCUGGAACAGUCUGAACGCAGUUUGGGAGAGCUGAUUCGUAGCACUGCAGGUGAAGGAUACUGUACAGAGCUACAGGAUUUGUAUGCACAAGGUGCCUGCGAUGGCCAGUAUGCCUUGGAAUACCACACCGUCUCCCCUCUUGGCAAGGGAGCCUUUGGGUUUGUGUGGUCGGCGCGAUGCAGGGAUGAUGCUACAGAGGUGGUUGUGAAGUUUAUCCGCAAAGAUAGAGUUCUGGAUGACUGCUGGGUACAGGAUCCUGAAUUAGGGAGGGUCACUCGGGAAAUUGCUAUCUUGUCCAGGUUACAACAUCCUAAUAUUAUUGAGGUUCUGAACGUCUACGAGAAUACCAUGUUCUUUCAGCUAGUGAUGGAGCUCCACGGGGAUGCUCUGGACCUGUUUGACUUCAUAGAUAACCAGCCCAAUUUGGACGAACCGCUCGCUAGUUAUAUCUUUCGACAGUUGGUGUCAGCAGUGGGUUAUCUUCACAGUAAGAAUAUUCUGCACCGUGACAUUAAGGAUGAAAACAUUAUCAUUUCUCCAGACUUCACCAUUAAGUUGGUUGACUUUGGCUCGGCUGCUCAUCUUCAGCCAGGGAAACUGUUCUCUACGUUUUGCGGAACUACCGAAUACUGCGCGCCAGAGGUCCUGCUUGGAAAUCCGUACCCAGGCCCAGAGCUGGAGAUGUGGUCUCUCGGUGUGACUCUUUACACGUUGAUUUUUGGAGAGAAUCCUUUUUGUGAAGUUGAAGAGAUCCUAGAGGCAGAAUUGAAUCCUCCGUUUGUUGUCUCACAAGAACUGGAAUUUCUGAUUUCUGGUCUUCUUCAACGGGAUCCCGAAACACGCAUGAGUUUGGAUGAAUUACUUAGAGAUCCAUGGGUGACACAGCCUGUAAACUUAGCAGAGUAUACCUGGGAGGAAGUUUACCCACCAGCGGGCUCCCAGAAGGAUGAAGACCCAUCAGAGCAGCUUCCGGUGUGCUAUACCGGUGAAUGGGACGAGGAUGUGGAGAAUAAGGCAGAGUGACAUUUAAAGAACAAUCAGAUACGUUCGUGUACAUCCAUAACAGCAGGGGCUCUA
Spea bombifrons (plains spadefoot toad) is the source of this 3467-nucleotide messenger RNA. RefSeq names its product PAS domain containing serine/threonine kinase (gene PASK). Gene Ontology annotation, molecular function: ATP binding; protein serine/threonine kinase activity. Gene Ontology annotation, cellular component: cytosol; cytoplasm; nucleus. NCBI's taxonomy places the organism in Eukaryota, Metazoa, Chordata, Amphibia, Anura, Pelobatidae. The record is from RefSeq and is a predicted model, not a curated record. The transcript is spliced from 18 exons. Bases 39 to 3413 code for a protein of 1124 amino acids. Gene Ontology annotation, biological process: protein phosphorylation; negative regulation of glycogen biosynthetic process; regulation of DNA-templated transcription.